AUGGAAGUGAAUAAGGAAGUUUUGUCAUUACGUAACAGUUUGGAAGAAACCGGCGAGCUUGUGCAGAAGAUGCAGGACGAAUACGAGCAAAAUCUUCGUCAGUUCUACUCACUUAAAUCACAGGAAUGGAUCCUCGAACACCACUUAGAGAGUUGGAAGCUACUUUUCCGGGAAUUAGAGACGAAUUUGGCGACCAAGCAGGAGGAUGCACACAACGGUCGGGUGCAAAUUUGGAAGGACCGUGAAGAUUAUUGUGCGUGUUCGACGCGGUUCGUGAAAGAAUUUUCAAUAGAGACUACAUUAGUCGCACUUAAACGUGCUAAUCAGCCGCGUGACGACAAUGUUGGUCAGGUAAAUUCCCACCAUUCUCGUGCUGUGACUCAAACUUGUAACCACAUGCCGAGAAUAGCUAAGAUUGAUAAGGAAAUAGGAAAGCUACGGCACAAAGAAGCGGAACUAAAUCGAAUGGAGCAGGAUCUGGCGCCAGACGAGGAAACGAUACAGUUGCUGCAAGAAGCAGUCGGAAAUUCCGCUAGGAAUCUAGAGGAAUUAGAAGCGGAAAUUAAAGCUCUCGAAGGGGCAGGUCAAAACGACGACAUAAAGGUUAGGUCCAUUUUGAAACGACCAUGUUUCGUACAGCCAGAUACUGAACGUAAGCAGGUGCGAUUUGAAUGA
This is a messenger RNA of Sabethes cyaneus, 675 nucleotides long. RefSeq lists its product as uncharacterized. The coding region runs from base 1 to 675 and encodes 224 amino acids. The record is from RefSeq and is a predicted model, not a curated record. Lineage: Eukaryota; Metazoa; Arthropoda; Insecta; Diptera; Culicidae. The transcript has 2 exons.